This is a messenger RNA of Engraulis encrasicolus (European anchovy), 1475 nucleotides long. RefSeq names its product NACHT, LRR and PYD domains-containing protein 1 homolog. Lineage: Eukaryota; Metazoa; Chordata; Actinopteri; Clupeiformes; Engraulidae. The coding region runs from base 75 to 1475 and encodes 466 amino acids. The record is from RefSeq and is a predicted model, not a curated record. The transcript is spliced from 5 exons.
CACAGAGAGACGGAAAUGCCAUCUGUCUUUGUCCACCACCUCCCUAUAUACAGUGUGUGAUCAGAGAGGGACGCAUGCUGUCUCACGAAAACUCUUCCCUGGCAUCAUUUGCGAACAUCAGUGAAGAUGACACCGGCUCCAUAACAACAUCCAACAACAUGGAAGAUGGCCCCAGUGAUGACACACAGACUGGUUGUAAAUGCUGUGCUGAAGUUCCAGACACCAGUCAUUGGGUCCUGGUGGAGCCUGAGGUCUCUACAGAAAAGACCGUAUCAAUCUACAGCCUGAGCUCUGCUGCAGGGAGCUACGAGUGCUCAGAGUCCAGUUUGCGUUGGUCGUGUGUUGGUCCAGUCACCCUGCAGUAUCACUUCAUGGACUGGCAAGUCUUUGCUGAAGAGCUGGCACAAAUGCAAUGCAGUCCAGCUGGUCCUCUGAUGGACGUAAAGCUCAUAUCAGGAGAGCCGGAGGAGAUCCACCUGCCUCAUUUCCUGUGUUUGGGAGGUAGCCAGUCUACUAUGGAAGAUGCUGUGAAGGUUCUGCAUCAGCAGAACGCUGGAGUGUGUCUGGAGACAUGUGAGCUGAGUCGCUACCAUGCCCGGCUGUUGAACCCCUCCUUUUCCCCUUUGGGUGUUCUUUUCAAUUCAUUGAAGUCAUUUCUAUUAACUAAGAUCCACACAGAUGUUCACGUCUACAGAAGCAGCCUGAAACCCCUAAUUUUCCAUGUUUACCUCGUGCCGAGGAAUGUACAACUUAAAAAGCUAGUGGAAAAGCAGGAAAAAUCAGAAAGCUUCAGAGGGGUUUUACUAGAGAGGCCCCGGCCUGUGCGGCCACUGCAGUUGCGUAGCUAUUAUUCCUUAAAGACCAACUGCGACUCCACUGUUUUACCAGGGGAGCUAGAACUUAGUGAUGACAACACUGUAACUCCAAAUUACUCCAUAGUGCGUGUAGUCCAAGCUGGUAACUUCAAAAUCACCCUGUUGAACUCAGCUCAAAGGGCGGUUUGGCAAGCAGAGAUCUCUAAGGCAGAAUGCUGCCCCCCUCGUCAGGGCACAGCACAUGUCUCCAGCGGAGGUCCUGUCUUCACCCUCCCCUGUGGAGAUGGUGCUGCUGACACCCACACUGCCAUGGACCAAGCCAUGGGCUGGCAAGAGGUUCAGACACCCGAGUAUGCAACAUGUGCCCUGCAGUCAGGCAUGAUGUCACAGCCUGUUGCUUUUGAUAUCCUGGACUGGCUCUUCAGUGCUCUGGAUGAUUUGGAUUCUGACCAGCUGAAGAGGUUCAAACUGUACCUGUCUCAGAGGGGAGCUGUACAGGGCUUUGACCCCAUUCCCUUUGGACAGCUGGAGCAGUGUGAUGCCACAGGGGUUGCCUCUAAGGUGAAGCAAGCAUAUGGGGAGGAUGGCGCCGUGUCUGUCACUCUGACCAUCUUGAAGAGAAUGAAACUUCAUCUCUUAGCAAGGAGACUAGAGCGGUGA